Penicillium chermesinum is the source of this 948-nucleotide messenger RNA. Its product is annotated as putative mitochondrial ADP,ATP carrier protein (Ant). Gene Ontology annotation, molecular function: ATP:ADP antiporter activity. Bases 1 to 948 code for a protein of 315 amino acids. The transcript is spliced from 4 exons. The record is from RefSeq and is a predicted model, not a curated record. Gene Ontology annotation, biological process: mitochondrial ADP transmembrane transport; mitochondrial ATP transmembrane transport. Gene Ontology annotation, cellular component: mitochondrial inner membrane. NCBI's taxonomy places the organism in Eukaryota, Fungi, Ascomycota, Eurotiomycetes, Eurotiales, Aspergillaceae.
AUGGCCAAGGGUGACGUUAACCAAGCCGAGAAGUCCGUCCUGGGCAUGCCCGGAUUCGUCGUCGACUUCCUCAUGGGUGGUGUUUCCGCUGCUGUCUCCAAGACCGCCGCUGCCCCCAUUGAGCGUAUCAAGCUUCUGCUCCAGAACCAGGAGGAGAUGAUCAAGGCUGGCCGUCUCGACCGCCCCUACGCUGGUAUCGGUGACGCCUUCAAGCGUACCAUCGCCGCUGAGGGUACUGCCUCUCUCUGGCGUGGUAACAACGCCAACGUCAUCCGUUACUUCCCUACCCAGGCUCUUAACUUUGCCUUCCGUGACACCUACAAGUCCAUGUUCGCCUACAAGAAGGACCGUGAUGGAUACUGGAUGUGGAUGAUGGGUAACCUUGCCUCCGGUGGUGCUGCUGGUGCCACUUCCCUCCUCUUCGUCUACUCCCUUGACUACGCCCGUACCCGUCUGGCCAACGACGCCAAGUCCGCCAAGGGUGGUGGUGAGCGUCAGUUCAACGGUCUCGUUGACGUCUACCGCAAGACCCUCGCCGCUGAGGGUAUCUCCGGUCUCUACCGUGGUUUCGGUCCUUCCGUUCUCGGAAUUAUUGUCUACCGUGGUCUGUACUUCGGUAUGUACGACUCUAUCAAGCCUGUUCUGCUGGUCGGCUCUCUUGAGGGCAACUUCCUUGCUUCUUUCCUGCUCGGCUGGACUGUUACCACUGGUGCUGGUGUCGCUUCCUACCCUCUUGACACCAUCCGUCGUCGUAUGAUGAUGACCUCCGGUGAGGCCGUCAAGUACAAGUCUUCUUUCGAUGCUGCCCGCCAGAUCAUCGCCAAGGAGGGUGUCAAGUCCCUGUUCAAGGGUGCUGGUGCUAACAUCCUGCGUGGUGUCGCUGGUGCUGGUGUACUGUCCAUCUAUGACCAGGCUCAGCUCCUCCUCUUCGGCAAGAAGUUCAAAUAG